AUGAUUAAAAAAUAUUUAUUUUUAUUUUUUAUAUUUCUAAUUUUUAAUUUCGUAUUGUCAAUUCAACCUCCAUUAUCAGAAUAUAAUUGUUUAAAAAACUUUGUUACCAAAUUUAAAUUAUCUACAAAAUUUCCAACAAAUUCAACAGGUGGAUAUGAUUUCUGUUCCAUUGUUAGUUGCAAUCCAGUAAAUGGUAGCAUAAAUGGAUUUUUAUCAUUACAAUCAGAAUCAACAACACCAACAACAGUAACAGUAGUUGGAACAGAUUUAUCAUGUUUACCAUUUAAUAAUUUAAAUUUACAAAAUUUUUUAAUUUCAACCACACUACUUUAUACAAAAUUUUUCACAUCAUGUUCAACUUUAGCUAUAAAUAGUGAUUCAAUAACUUCAAUUACCCAAGUAUUAGCACCUUAUGAAACAUUCACAAUUGUUUCAAAAAAAUUAAAUGGAGCAUUAAAGAUGUCAAAUUUUAUAAAUCAAAAAUCCAUUUUGAUUACAAACUCAAAUUCAACCUCUGGAUAUACAUUAGUUAAUGAUGCAUUGGCAGAAAAUAAAAUUAAAUUAGAAACUCCAAAUUUUAGUGGACUCUUAUCAGUCCCUGAUUUAACAGGCUACACAUCACUUGGAUAUCCAGCAUUCUAUUUUAGUGAUGCUUUAGAAGUAACUUCAUUAGCAUUGGCAAAUAUUAAAACCAUUGGAGCAGUUUCAAGUAGAUUAUAUUUCCCAUCAACAAAAACCAUACAAUUUCCAACAUCAUAUCAUAAUGAUACAUCAUAUUUAACAAUACAAGGUAAAUUUACAAAACCAACUGCAGUUAUUGAUUUGAGUAAAUUUGUAAAUUGUAGAAACAUUCAAAUUUUGAAUUAUGAUAAAACAUUUAACAUAAAUGGAGAGAUUCCAAUCAAAACAUCACCUUUUACUGAUAUAUAUUAUACCGAUGGGAAUAUUACAAAGAUUCCAAUUGGUGGUACAUCAUUUGUCACUUGGAGUACUGAGCAAUCUAUUACCAUUAAAAAAUCAGGAUUAAGUGGUACAUUACCUCCAUUAAGUGGAGUAAUUCCAACAUAUUAUGAUUUUUCAGGUAAUUCAAUCAGUGGAACUUUAUCAAAUACAUGGUGUAAUACAAAUAUUAUUGUAACUGAUAAUUUAAUGACUGGUACUCUACCAUCGUGUAUUGUAUGUCAUUUAAACAAUUCAGAAGUUGCAAAGAAAUUCACUGGUAAUAAAUUUACAAAUUUAGUUACAUCAAAUCCACCUUGCACAACAUUUGCACCAAAAAUUAAAGUUGAUAAAUCUCAAAAAACUAUAAUUUUAACAGGUACAGAUUUUGGUACCUAUACAUCGGGAUGGAUAUUAAACACUACCCUAUCAUGUGAAAAACUUUGGACAAAGGUUACCUAUGGUUCAAAUUAUACGUGUACCUACCCAUCUACAACUACAUUGGACAAAGUAAGUUACUUUUGGAUAAAUUUUAAUACCCCUGGUAGAAAUUAUACAUUUCCUGCAAUAUCUCAAGUUCCAACUCCAAAUUCUAUUAUUGUUGGUACAUCAAAUUCAGUGACUAUAAGUGGUACUUUUUUUUCAACAUAUAUUGGUUAUGUAACUCAAUCAAUCUCUGUUGGUAGUAUUUCAUGUACUGUUGGUACAUCAUCUUUUUCAUCAAUAACUUGUACAUUAGAUUCUGCACCCUCAACAAAUACUGAACAAAAAUUAAUCAUCACAACCAAUUCACUAAUUAAAGAAGCUUAUAUUAGUACAGUAGUUGGAUUUAAUAAUAAUAAAUUAUGCCCAAAUGAUUGCACAAGUUCAACUAGGGGAAUAUGUUAUAUGAAUAAUGGUACUUGUAAAUGUAAUAGUGGCUACGUUGGUCUAGAUUGCUCUGGUUUACAAUGUAAAGUACCAAACUGUUCAAAUGGUGGUACAUGUAAUACAACUGUGGGUUUGUGUGUAUGUGACUCAUCACAUCAAUCCUUAGAUUGUAGUUUAGAUUUUAAACAAUGUCCAAAAGGUUUAAAUUCAUUAAUAUGUAGUGGUGGUGGUAAUAGCUGCAAUAAUCAAACUGGUAUUUGUACGUGCAAUUCAUCACAUCAAGGUUUAAAUUGUAGUAUUAAUUAUAAGCAAUGUCCAAUUGGUUCUAAUUCAUUAAUAUGUAGUGGUGGUGGUAAUAGUUGUAAUAAUCAAACUGGAAUUUGUAAAUGUGAUUCAUCACAUCAGGGUUCAGAUUGUGCAAAUGAUUUUAUUCAAUGUCCAUUAAAAAAUUCAAUUCCUUGUUCAGGCCAUGGAAUUUGUAAUAAUAAAACUGGUGAUUGUACAUGCGAUAGUGGUUUUACUAAUCAGGAUUGUAGUGGUUAUACAUGUACUUCAAAUAAUUGCAAUGGACAUGGUGUUUGUGAUACAAGUAAAGGAAUUUGUCAAUGUUAUCCAGAAUGGCAAGAUAUUGAUUGCCAAACUCCUUUUAAAAAUUGUUUAGAUCCAACUUGUUCAAAUAAUGGUAUAUGUAAAAAUACAACAGGAAUUUGUGAAUGUAAUUCAUCACAUCAAGGUUUAACUUGUAGUAUUGAUUUCAAUCAAUGUCCAAUUGGUUCAAAUUCAUUAAUAUGUAGUGGUGGUAGUGGUAAUAUUUGUAAUAAUCAAACUGGAAUUUGUACAUGUGAUUCGUCACACCAAGGACCAGAUUGUGGAACUGAUUUUAUAAAAUGUCCAACUCAAAAUCUCACCCCAUGCAAUGGAUUUGGUAAUUGUAAUAAUAUAACUGGUUCAUGUUCAUGUGACCAAAAUCACCAAUCAGAAGAUUGUAAUAUAGUUUAUAAAGAAUGUCCAAUUAUAAAUUCAUUAAUAUGUAAUGGUUUUGAUAAUUCUUGUAAUAAUCAAACUGGUGUUUGUACAUGUGAUGAUUUACAUCAAGGAUUAGAUUGUGGACUAGAGUAUAAACCAUGUAUUAAUAAUUGUAAUGGUAAUGGAGUUUGUAAUAACCAAACCUCAAUAUGUACUUGCUAUGAAGCAUAUCAAGGUGAAACCUGCCAAUUUCAAAUAAACCAAUGUCCAAACAAUUGUACUACAGGUGGAGAUUGUGAUACAAUUACAGGUAUUUGUAAUUGUUAUCCAUUACGUAUUAAUAAUGAUUGCAGUGGUUAUGAAUGUUUAGAUCCAAAUUGUGGUGAUCAUGGUAUUUGCAAUGAUAUGAACGGCUUAUGUAUUUGCGACAAAGGAUACCGUGGGGACAAUUGUAUAUACGUAGAUCACUAUGCAUCAAGUGUAAUACCAACAAAAGAAGAAGGUGGUACCGUUUUAAUUUAUGGUUUGUUUGGUGAAAUUAACAAUGAUCCAAAUGUGCAAGUUGGUAAUUCAAAUUGUUUAAUCUCAAACAUUACAUCAAAUUCAAUUGAAUGCAUUAUUGGUAAAGGUAGUGGUAUUAAAGAUAUCUCAGUUACUCAAAAUGGAUUUGAAUGGAUUGGUAAAUCAAUGUUUAAUUAUAUUAAAUCCAAACAAUCAUGUCCAAACAAUUGUAAUUCAAAUGGUAUUUGCAAUGAUUUGCAAGGUAAAUGUGAAUGUUAUCCAGGUUUUACAGGUCAUGAUUGUAACUCAUUAUCAAAAACUGAUUUAAUAUCUCCAAGUACCCCAAAAGUUAAUGAAAACACUGCAAAUGGUAUUAUAGAAAAUGGUGAAAAUAAAUUUGAAAUCAUGGUAAUAACAUUACAAGAGAAAACAUUCACAAAUGGGGUUUUAAAACAAUAUAAUUUAGAAAACAAUUGGAAACUCCUUGAAAUAAUUAAUGAUGAAAAUAAUAAUAUUUUUAAAUUUAAACAAAAUUUAACAGAUUCAAGUGAAAUUUCAAUAAAUUUAGAAAUCAUUAAAAAAGAUAGAAUUAUAAAUUUUGCAGAUUAUUCAUUCGAAAUUUCAAAAGACUCUAUUAAAGUUUCAAUAAACAUUUCAAAUUAUAUUUAUUCAAAUUCUUUAAAUUAUUUACAAUUACAUUUAAAAUCAAAUGCCUAUAAAACUAACAAAACAAGUAGUGAUGAUGAAUUUGAUUGUAAUUUGGAUGAUGGUAGUGAUGCAAAAAUUGAUAAUCAAGAUUUAGAAAAUUCAAAUAUAAAUCAUGAAAAUUUUGUAACAAUAAUAAAGGAUAAUAAAAUCUUAAAUGGUAGAUACAUUGAUCAUGUUAUCUCUGAUGGAAUUUCAACAUUCAUAUCAAGUAGAACCAUUGAAAAAGAUAGUAAUUCAAUUACAGUUGGUUUGAAUUUACCACAUUGCAAGAAUUGUUUAAUUGAUCCAGACUUUUCAGUACUCUUAUCAACAGAUUUUAAAGAGAAUUGUAGUGACUCAAAUUCAAAUAAUUAUAUUAUUCCAGUUUCUAUUACAGUUUCAAUUGGUGGUGCUGCAGUAUUAGUUGGCUCUGCUAUCUUUUUCUAUAGAAAGAAAUUUAUAGAAAAUACCUUAAAAAUUCAAUUAAAAAGAUUAAGUAAAAAUAAUAGUAGUGGUAGUGAUGGUGGUAAUACACAAUCAUAA
Messenger RNA from Dictyostelium discoideum AX4, 4506 nucleotides. RefSeq names its product EGF-like domain-containing protein (gene comC). The coding region runs from base 1 to 4506 and encodes 1501 amino acids. The record is from RefSeq and is a predicted model, not a curated record. The transcript is spliced from 2 exons. Lineage: Eukaryota; Evosea; Eumycetozoa; Dictyosteliales; Dictyosteliaceae. Gene Ontology annotation, cellular component: membrane.